This is a messenger RNA of Diaporthe batatas, 2007 nucleotides long. RefSeq lists its product as uncharacterized. The record is from RefSeq and is a predicted model, not a curated record. Bases 1 to 2007 code for a protein of 668 amino acids. The transcript has 4 exons. Lineage: Eukaryota; Fungi; Ascomycota; Sordariomycetes; Diaporthales; Diaporthaceae.
AUGUCCGCAGAGGAGCUCCUCAAGAAGAUCCACAACCGCGAGGCAGUCCUGCUCGCCAGGGCCGCCGAGACCGAGGCGCGAGAGGCCGAGCUGCAAGACCUCAAGGACUCGCUCACGAGGCUCGAGCGCGCCCGCGACGGCAUCCGCGACGCCAUCCAGGGUGCCCUGUCCGGCAACGUACCCAGCCCAGGCCCAGGCCCGAACCCAAACACGGGCGGCGUUGCGCCCGCUGACUUGAUCGAGCUGGCUGUCAAGGGCAGCUCGAGCAGCAGCAGUGGCAGCAGCAUCAGUGGCAGCAGUGGCGGCAGCAGUGGCAGCAGCGACAGCAACCCCAGCAACCCAUUCCUGGGUGAAGGUGGCGGCGUCAACCUAUCCGCCCACGAGGCUGUCGGCCUUGCGCUGAUCGCCAUGAGGGACGAGCUGGGCCCCAAGGAGCUGGUCAAGUUCGUCAUCCAGACUGCCAUCCAGUCCAGCGGUCUGGAUUCCCAAGAGGUGAUCCAGGCCGCACUCGAGACCGCCGCCGGGGACGAGCUUACCGUGGACGACGUCGUGCAUGCUUGUCUGGGUGCGGCGAGGGACGCCGGGCCCACGAGCAUGUCCGCCCGCGCCAUCGUGGGCCCCGCCGUGAGGACGGCGUCGCUCCUUGGCUGCGAGGUGCCCGUCAUCUUCAAGGAGAUGUUUUAUGCGGCCGCCUCUAUCCUUCCGCAUGAUCCGGCCAUGACCAGGAGCAGCGUCCUUUCUGUGCUUGGCUGUGCGAUGGGCAUGGGGAUGACUCGCCAAGACCUCAUGGAUGUGAUGGAGGUCUUCUCGAGGGAGGUCAAGCAUGGUGCAUUCGGCGGUGGAUCUGGUGGAGAGCCACCGCGCACAGUUGGUCCCUCCACUCCCCUGGAGACCCAAGAUCCCGACCCACUGCAGCCUCAUCAUCCUCAGCAAUCGCAACCGGGCGCCGACUCCGCCGAUCAUGCAGACACUAUUAACGUGGCACUGGACCAUUCCGCCGACACCAGCCAUCUAGACCCAGUCAACAACGACACCCAGGGACUACCCGCUGAGGAAGACAUUCUUGAAUCAGUACUCUUUGCACCCCCCUCCUCCCCAUCAUAUCCCCAGUCCAUCAACAACGCCAGAUCGAGCCCCGCGCCUGCUCCGAUUCCAGCCAAGCGCAGGGCAGGUGAUGAGGAGGAUGACAACAGCGACCUCAAGGAGCAGUUUGUUGCCCAGGAAAGCCUGCUCCAAGAGAAGAUCAAAAAUGUCGAUGAGCUCGCCGCCCUCACCAAGAAGCUCGAGGAGCAGAAGCUCGCCCUCUCCGCCAAGUCUGCAGAGCUCCAGCAGUGCGCUGGCGACGUCACAGGCAUGAAGACCCGCAUGAACCUGCUGUCCGACCUCGCCGCCCCGCUCGAUGCCGCAAUGAAAGUCAAGAUCACCGCCGACGACGUGCUCCAGCAGGUGCUCGAGGCCGUCCUUCGCAACAAGUACCUCACCAGCGGCGAGAUCAUGGAGCGCACCGUCAACAUCGCCAAGGGCGUGGGCGAACGGGCCCGCGGCGACAUCCUGGCCGACAUCAUCGCCGACCUGAUCGACGACGAGCAGGGCCUCAAGGCAGCCAUCGAGGCUUCCAUGGCCAACUUUUCCAGCCCCAACGACGUCCUGAAGACCACCCUGGCCAUCGCGCUGAAGCAAGGCGCCAAGCCCGCCGACCUCCUCGAGGGCGUCGCAAAGACCGCUUACGACAUGCUCGGCGACAAGGCAAAGGCAUCAUCCACUCCCCAGCCCGCCAAGGAGGCUCCGAUUGCCGCGCGAUGCCCUGAGAGGACCCCCGAACGGAAGCCUGAACGGAGCCCCGAACGGAACCCAGCACGGAAACCAGGACGGAACCAAGAACGCCGGAGGUGGGUGGGAGUCCUUUGCUCUUGGCAGCGCCGUGACCAAUCUCGGUGGAGAUCACGGAGCCUCCCCUGGACGCGCCGCGCCGUCUGGUAUGCGUGGCAGCUGGAGCACCAUCCCUAA